Molecule: messenger RNA, 1694 nt
Organism: Neltuma alba
Lineage: Eukaryota; Viridiplantae; Streptophyta; Magnoliopsida; Fabales; Fabaceae
Product: cytochrome P450 CYP736A12-like
Exons: 2
Coding region: 1-1593 (530 amino acids)
Molecular function (GO): heme binding; oxidoreductase activity, acting on paired donors, with incorporation or reduction of molecular oxygen; monooxygenase activity
Source: RefSeq, a predicted model, not a curated record
AUGGGAACCAGGCAGCAAAACAAAGUGCAUUGGUUCAAGCUCUUUCACUCCCAUCCCAUGUCUUUUGCAAACGUAGCAAUUCCCAUUGCUCUCCUUUUCGCCUUUCUCUACCUUCGAUAUGGAGUCUUCUUCUUCCUUCCAAAACAAAAAAAACUUGAUCACAGACCACCACCCCCACCGCCGGGUCCUUGCCCAUUGCCCCUCAUCGGAAACCUCCACAUUUUGGGUGUCCUUCCUCAUCGCACCCUUCAAUCUUUGGCCAAAACAUAUGGCCCCAUCAUGUCCCUCAAAUUGGGACAAGUCCCAGCCAUUGUGAUCUCUUCGUCUCAGGCUGCUGAACUUAUCUUCAAGACAAAUGACAUCAUUUUCGCUACUCGUCCAAAGACUCAAGCUUAUGAUUACCUCUCUUAUGGCUUCAAAGGCACUGCGUUUGCUGAGUAUGGCCCAUACUGGCGCCAUGUCAAGAAGCUGUGCACUGUGCAGCUUCUGAGUGCCCCAAAAAUGGAGAUGUUUGCCCCGUUGAGGAGGAAAGAGCUUUGUUCAGUGGUGAAAUCGCUCCAGAAAGCCUCGUCAUCGAGACAGAUUGUGAAUCUUAGCGAAGUUUUGCACAACCUUACGGAGAAUAUGGUGUUUAAGAUGACAUUCGGUCCUAAUACUAAUAAGGAUAAUGCCUUUAAUUACAAGGAGAUUGUUCAAGAGGGAAUGAUCCUUGCCGGUGCUUUUAACCUAGCAGAUUAUGUGCCUUGGUUACGACCUUUUGAUCUUCAGGGAUUACGAAGACGAUUAAAGAAAUGCAGGGAAGCAACUGACGAACUGUUGGAGAAGAUAAUAAAGGAGCGUGAGGAAGCACAAAAGAUAGCCAAGGAGAACUGCCAAAGUUUCAUAGACAUACUUCUCUCUCUGAUGAACCAACCCAUAGGUUUGCAUGAUGACCAAGAAGUUGUCGUUGAUCGGACUAUGGUGAAGGCUAUAAUAAUAGAUAUGUUUGCUGCAGCAUUGGAGGCUUCUGCUGUUGUGGCUGAGUGGGCUUUAGCAGAACUCAUAAAGAAUCCAAGGGUGAUGAAGAAGCUCCAAGAUGAGAUUCAAAAUGUUGUGGGGAUGAACAGAAUGGUGGAGGAGAUAGACUUGUUGAAGUUGAGUUACUUGGAUUUAACAGUGAAGGAGACCUUAAGAUUGCAUCCCGCUGGAUCUCUGAUUCCUCGUGAGGCAAGGGAAGACAUCAUAAUUAAUGGUUAUUACAUCGAAAAAAAGACAAUGGUUCUGGUGAAUACAUGGGGCCUAGGUCGAGACCCUAAGCUAUGGUCAGAUAACGCAAUGACAUUUUAUCCGGAGAGAUUCCUAAAUAACGAGAUGGAUGUUCGAGGACAUCACUUCCAACUCAUACCAUUUGGUUCAGGUCGAAGACGAUGUCCUGGUAUGCGAAUGGGUCUGACCAUAAUUAAACUUGUUGUGGCUCAGUUGGUUCAUUGCUUUGACUGGGAGCUUCCUUAUGGCAUUAGCCCUGAAGAGUUGGAUAUGAAUGAGAAAUUUGGGCUCACAAUACCAAGAGCCAAGCACUUGCUAGCAAUACCAAUUUGUCGCUUAUACGCUUAGUGAAGUUCCUAAUGAAAGUUAAUGUAACUUCUUUAAUGUUUUGAAUUAUACUUUUGUAAGAAGUAUCCGUGGGUUUUAUGUCAAAAAGUUCCUUUUGUUUA